AUGGCGUGUGCCCAUUCAAACAGCCCGGAACUCAAACCACCACAAUCAUCCCAGGCUGUGUAUCGUGAGGACUGCACUCAAUGUUUUGACUCCAUCGACAAUGACUCGGGCUUGAAUGUAUGCCUUCAUUGCUUUAAUGGAGGCUGUACUGGUGAUCGAGCCCAUGCUUUACUUCACUAUCAACGCUCCGGUCACUCACUGGCCCUGAAUAUUAGAAGGACCCCGAGACAAGUUCAGCAGCGUGAUGAGCCGCCACCAAAGAUUUCGAAGCUUGCAAUUCCUGCUGAGACGGAGGAGGAUCGAUAUAACAUUGUGACAUCAGUGAUAUGCUAUACAUGUGGUCGAGAGGAUGUGGACACAAAUCAUGGCAUGCUACCUACAGUGAUUGAGGGUGUCAUGACAGCGAUGACAUUCUCCAGGAGGGAGGAAGUCAAAGCAUGGGAACAAGAAUUUGUCCCUUGUGAGCACACAUUAUGUCUCAUCCAACAAGAUGUCGAGAAUGCAGCAUCCAAAGAUUGUAGCCAAUGCUCCACAUGUGACUUAAAGGAGAAUCUCUGGCUUUGCCUGGAAUGUGGAAACACUGCAUGUGGCCGAAGCCAAUUUGGUGGUAUUCGGGGUAAUUCUCAUGCUCUCGCUCACGCCAAUGAGACCUCACAUGCUGUGUCCGUGAAGCUGGGCUCUAUCACCGCGGAAGGUUCUGCAGACAUCUAUUGCUAUUCGUGUCACGAGGAACGAAUCGAUCCCGAACUAGUCAAUCACCUUGCACAUUGGGGUAUUCUAUUGGCUGGACGUGAGAAGACAGAGAAAAGCUUGAUGGAGAUGCAGGUUGAACAGAACCUGCAGUGGGAAUUUUCUAUGACUAAUGAAGACGGCCGUGAAUUGAUCCCUGUUUUCGGACCUGGUUUCACUGGACUGGCCAACCUAGGAAACAGCUGCUAUCUUGCCAGCAUCAUGCAAUGCCUUUUUUCAGUAUCAGGCUUUAAGAACCGAUACUACCACCCUAAUGAGGAACUGCCAUUAUGUCAAGAUCCGGCACAGGACCUUGAGACACAAUUAAGAAAGCUUGCAGAUGGUCUCCUAUCAGGUAGGUACUCUCAACCGGAUCCCCGCUCCCACCUAGAAACUUCCCACCAGAAGGGAUUGGCUCCAUCAAUGUUCAAAUAUUUGAUUGGUCAAGGCCACGAGGAGUUCGCCACUAUGAGACAGCAGGAUGCAUUUGAGUUUCUUCUGCAUGUGUUCAAGUCCAUCAGCCUUUCAAAGCAUACUGAUGGCAAGGUCAAUCCUGUUCAAGACUUUCGAUUCCAGGUUGAACAGCGCCUUCAAUGUUUGGGCUGCAAAAAGGUUCGCUACAAGGUAGAUGAGCAAGAUAACCUGUCUGUGGCGGUACCGGCGCGUCGUAUGGCAAGCGAAACAGGUGGAUUUGAAUCUGUCGCAUUGUCAGAGUGUCUGGAUAUUUUUACCGCAGAAGAAAUUGUUGAACUGGUUUGUCCCGCAUGUGAAAGCCGUGACGGUUUCUCAAAACGCCUAUCCUUCAAGACAUUGCCUCGUGAAUUAGCUAUAAAUGCUCGUCGCUUUGAACUUGUCAACUGGGUCCCUACAAAACUGGAUAUUCCGGUGAUCGUGGAUGAUGGACCAGUCGAUUUGAGUCGCUACCUGUCCGGUGAGCAUGAUGUGCAUGAAGAGCUUCUACCCGAGGUUGAAGAAAAUAUAAGCUUCAUACCUAAUACUGGCUCUCUCGAUCAACUCUUAGGCAUGGGUUUUCCACUUGUGCGGUGUGAAAAGGCUCUCCAUGCAACUGGUAACUCCGAUACCGAGGCUGCCAUGAAUUGGCUCUUUGCUCAUAUGGAAGAUCCCAGCAUUGAUGAACCGCUGGUGCUAGAUGGAAGAGUUUCAAAUUCAAAGGUCACUGAACAGGAUGAAGGGAAAAUUUCACAAUUGGGUGAUAUGGGAAUCGAGGCUCCAAGGGCUCGACGAGCCUUGGCUGCUACUGGUGGUGAUGUCAAUCGAGCUCUUGACUGGGUAUUCAGUCAUCCUGAUGACAAUUCAGAAGGGGAGGACCACUCCAGCAGCGAUGACAUGCAAGGUCAACAGGGCUCAUAUGGCUACGAUACCUUACCAGCUCGGUAUCAGCUGCGUUCGGCUGUAUGCCAUAAAGGCACAUCUGUUCAUGCAGGCAGGCAUUAUGUGGCUCUGAUUCGCAAAGCAUUGCCAGGUCAGGAUGCGCUAUCCUGGAUCAUGUUUAACGAUGAAAAGGUUGUGCUAUUUGAGGACAUUGAGAAAAUGAAGAAGACAGCAUACAUGUAUUUCUUCACACGUCUCUAA
Penicillium taxi is the source of this 2322-nucleotide messenger RNA. Its product is annotated as ubiquitin-specific protease UBP14. NCBI's taxonomy places the organism in Eukaryota, Fungi, Ascomycota, Eurotiomycetes, Eurotiales, Aspergillaceae. The record is from RefSeq and is a predicted model, not a curated record. Gene Ontology annotation, biological process: protein deubiquitination. The transcript has 6 exons. The coding region runs from base 1 to 2322 and encodes 773 amino acids. Gene Ontology annotation, molecular function: cysteine-type deubiquitinase activity; protein binding; zinc ion binding.